Pseudogymnoascus verrucosus is the source of this 1919-nucleotide messenger RNA. RefSeq lists its product as uncharacterized. The record is from RefSeq and is a predicted model, not a curated record. Lineage: Eukaryota; Fungi; Ascomycota; Leotiomycetes; Thelebolales; Thelebolaceae. Bases 350 to 1711 code for a protein of 453 amino acids. The transcript has a single exon.
UCAUCGUGGAAAGCUUGCUUGAUGGGGUUUGAAUAGUAAAAAUCUUUUUUUUAUUGAGAUACAGACUGCUGAUUCAUGGGCUGACUCACGGACGACUUAAGGGUUUAACUUGAAUUUACAGACAGACAGGCGGACAGACUUCGACGACGGACUGAACGGAAAUACUCUACAUCUUCAGAUUAUUAGAAGAACGGAAGGAAAUACCCACAUUCUUAGUCUAGCCACUGCUCAGACGAAGACGAAGACGAAUUUCCUACAUUCUCAGUCUGACCACGCUCAGACGAAGACGAAGGCGACAACAAAUUCCCUACAUUCUCAGUUUCAUUACUGAUCGAAAGAAACCAUCUACAUGCAUCCUCACCCAGACGACAUGACGAACGCCAUCGACAAGACAGCCACGAACGGCUACACCAACGGCGUCAAGGUAGCACCACCACCAGCUAGCACCAACGGAGCCAGCACCACCACUACCACCUCCAACGGCACAACCACAAAAGAAACUCCCACAAACGGCACAACCACCAAAGAAACCCCCCAAAACGGCACAACCACCGCCCCCCUCCCCCCCGCCACCUCCCCCUCCCUAAUCCUCACCCACCCCACCCCCACCGAGCGCCGCCACACCUGGCUCAAAUCCUCCACCGACUGGGGCGCCGCCCUCCCGACCCCAACCUACAUCGAGCGAGAAUCCCAUCUCUGCUCCGCCUCCACCCUCGCCUCCUCGGGGGGAAUAACACACUGGAUCCUCGUCGACCGGUCCCUCCCCGCCGAUUCGCGCCCUGUGCUCGCAACAGCAGAGAGUCUGCGGAAGCGCACUUUAGUUGCGACACCGGGGGGGGAGGUGAGGGAGGCGGUGAGUCAUGGGAUUGGAAGCGUGUUUUGCUAUCCGGAAUACAGGGGACAUGGGUAUGCGUCGAGGAUGAUGACGGAGUUGGGGGGGGUGUUGAGGGGGUGGCAGGCGGAGGAGAGUAGAGAUCAGAAGGAGGUCGUGUUUUCGAAGCUGUAUUCGGAUAUUGGGAGGGGGUUUUAUGGGAGGCAUGGGUGGAUGCCUUUUCCGAGUGGGCAUGUGGAGUUCCCAGCCGCUGCUGAUGGCGCGGGGGAGGGACAGAAUGGGAAGGUGGGAGGAGGGGUGAAGUUGUUGAAGACUGCCGAUUUGAAGGAGUUGUGUGAGGCUGAUGAGGGGAUGUUGCGAGCGCUAAUGGAGAAGCCGAGCGGGGAUGGAAAGACUAGAGUUGCCAUCCCUCCCGACGCGGAGCACUUCGCCUGGCACCGCGCACGGGAGGAAUUCGUCACCCGCGCGCUCUUCGGACGUAUCCCCGAGAUCCGCGGUGCGUUGGUCGGCGAAGUCGGAAGCAGGGUGUGGGCAGUGUGGACGAGGGGUUUCUAUGGGAAGAAAGGCGAGACGGCGAAGAAUACGCUUUAUAUCCUUCGACUUGUUGUUGAGGAGGAGAUGAAAGGGGGGAAGGUGGAUGGAGAUGUGUUGGUGAGACAGUUGGGGGAGGUGGUGCGGGUUGCGAGGGAGGAGGCGAGGGAGUGGGGGUGUGGGAGGGUGGAGGUGUGGAAUCCGAGUGUGGUGGUUGGGGGGGCGCUGGAGAGGGUGGGGGGGAGGACGGUGGAGAGGGAGAAGGAGGGGAUUGCGAGUGUGAUGUGGUAUGGGAAGGAGGGGGAGGAGGUAGAGUGGUUGGCGAAUGAGAAGUAUGCUUGGUGCUGAGGAGGUGGGGGAUUGUGUGGAAGGCUUUUUCUUUGCUUUGGCGGCAAGAGUGGUUUUAGAGUGCGCAUUGGGCUUGGUGGGCGGUUUUCUGACUAUGAGCUUUCACGUUUAGAUCGCGUACAUUGUUGGGGACUUGAACGGUGUGUUAAUUGACAUUGAAGUUGCCUUGAUUGGUAUUCCUUCUUGUAAAUACAGAUCUGAUCUGAGA